This is a messenger RNA of Lachancea fermentati, 1770 nucleotides long. Lineage: Eukaryota; Fungi; Ascomycota; Saccharomycetes; Saccharomycetales; Saccharomycetaceae. The record is from the annotation of a GenBank genome assembly.
AUGGAAACCCUGCAACAAGUUCUGGGGAUUGAUUCAGCUACAAACUUUACGAAAGAAGUAUCAGAUCCUUUUCUGAGCUUUUUGGAGCACUCGAAAAUAUCUGGCCUACAGGUUAACAACAGUGUCCUCAACGAAUUACAAGAACUCGAAAACAAGCACAAGCAAGUCCAAAAAUGUGUCGAGGAAGUACUUCCACCUCUCAAAGAUUAUUUUGAUGGUCUCAAUGAUCAAUUGGUGUCUUUGACAAGAGAUUUGAGCUUCAUACGGGGUAAGUCAUCAGAGCUGAGCGAUUUGUUGCAAGAAAAUUCCUCCAAGCUAGCAGAUAUCAGUCCCCUAGUGAAUGAUCUCAUAAUAUCACCUGAUGUAAUAUCCCAAAUACUUCAUGGAAAAAUCAACAGCCAAUGGGUUGAAAACAUUGCUUACAUCAAAGAUAAAACUGAGAUAUACGAGAAGUACCGGGAUUCAAAUGAUGUGCCCUCCGACUUCGGAAAAUUGAGUAAUUUAUUAAACUUACUGCGAUCAAUGUUACUCGAAAGAAGCAAGAGAUAUAUUGUAUCUAGAAUUAAAUUGCUGAGGGAUUUCCAUACAGUCCCAUCGCAAAAGAUUCAAUCAGAGUUAUUAGAAGUCAGGGAAAUAUUUCAGUUUAUCGCCGAAAACAAUUACUCCCUAGCACUGGAAUUAAGACAAGCAUAUGCCUAUACUAUGCGUUGGUAUUAUAAUCAGUAUUUUGGUCGUUACAUGAGAUCUCUUACAAUACUUCAGUAUGUCUCCAUUGACUCUAACUUUGCCUUGGGGCAUGGGCUCACUUCCACUUCGGUGGGCUCCAAGGAUGCAUUUGGAAUAUCCAGCUACUUGCUUGGUGGAUAUAAAAGGCCUUUAUUGGGGUCAUUUGCGGUUACGGAUGAGGCAAUAAAUGAUUAUUUCCAAAUUGAUCAAAGGCUAUCGGUUCUGACGCAAGAAGAUAAUACAGUAAUGGUUUCACAAAUAGCGGAAAAUAACCACGUUCCUAACUAUCUUGAAAUUGGCUUUAAGAACCUAAACUUAGCCAUUUUGGAUAACUGUGCAGUAGAGUUCAUGUUUUUGAAUGACUUUUUCCAAGCGAACGACAAUAUCGAAGAUCUCCGUGGUAUACUGGAGCAGAUUUUCCAACCCACGUUUGAUGGUUCCAUGGAAUAUACGAAACAACUCAUUUACAAUACAUACGACAUCUUUGGUGUUUUAAUGAGUAUUCGAAUCGCUCACCAUUUGCAAUUUGAAGCACAAAGAAGACAGAUCCCCGUAAUUGAUGAAUUUUUGGAUGGCCAGCUUAUAUUACUGUGGCCGAAAUUUCAACAAUUGGUCGAUUUUCAGUGCGAAAGUUUAAGGAGUUUUCCUAUAACAAUUACUGUUGCAAAGUUGCCUGGAAGAGCAGAUAACGAUCCCUCCACGACGCCACACGAACUUACGGUACAAUUUGCCAAAUUUUUGACAAGUAUCCUUACCUUAUCUAUAACACACAAGGAGCUCAUAGAUGAACGCUCAGAGCCACUCUACAAUUCUAUUCUGAGAAUCAGAAAUGACUUCGAGACUGUCAUGACAAAAUGCAGCAAGAAGACUAAGCACGCGGAGAGGUUUUUGGCGGUAAACUAUAUCUACUUGCUCAACGCAUUGCAGCAAAGGCAUCUUGACUUUCAAGGUGAUGAUGGUUCAGAAGAAAAGGCCCCCAUCAUUUUCGAAGAAACGAAAGAGCAUUUGAAUGUAUUGGUUGAGGCCUUCAGUAAGGUCACGUGA